UCUUUAUUGAUUUAUGUUAUGAAUGCUUGAUGGUGAUAUCCUUAUUCAAUUUCUAAUAAGUACCACACACGCACACACACACACACACCCGCCUUCCCGGUGCGCUCACAAGGCCGGAGAAGCAGGAGCCUGUGUAUAGCUUGCUGUAUAUUUCCGUGUAGCAGCAAUACGACCAACCCGAGAGCAAUAUUUCCUUUUCUUCCACUUGUCUUUGUGGUGUAAUUUGUCACCAUAAAAGUGACGGAGGGGAAUCGCGGCUCUUGGAGCGCUGCCUUACUCGUCUAAAAAAAAACCCUACUUUCUGCAAAAGCCAUCUGCUUGUGGAGCUACUACGGGCUACUGCGAAAGGGUUCUACUUUUUUUUAUUUUAUGAACAUUUUAAGGUUUUUCUUUUUGCCUUCCCGCGUUGCUUUUUGGUCUUAUUACGCAAGCCCCCUUUUUAACCUUCUCCCCGGGGCAAAAUGGGGGAGAGGAAAAAAAAAAGGACUAAAUCAGCGUUUUAGCACAGAACAAAGAAGUAAAUAAUUAUACAAAGUGGCAGCAGUUGCUUUGUGAAAGAAAAUAGCGAAGUUUGCUAAAAAAAAAAAAAAAAAAAAAAGCCUAAUGUGUGAAUUUUUUCACCCACUCAAGACUCCCACGCCGUCCGUGCGUGCGUGCGCUCUCUACCUUCUCCACUCGUGUCUCAGAAACGUUUCUGUCCCACGGCCUGAAACCAAGCAGAGAGGCUUUAGCUGCUGGCCGUGUUUACAGCUGAGAGGGGAGUCAUAAAUCUAAUUCUAUCAAGUCUUUCACUCCGGCUGCAAACAUUACCAUGCAGAGGGAUUCCCCCAGCUCCCUUCUUCUCCUCUCUGCUCCACGCUGCGCGUCCUCCCGCUUUGGCCUUUUUGGUGAUGAAACCUCUGCCCAUUUUUCAUCCCCACUGCUCACUGCUGCUGUGGGCUUUUUUUCUCUCUCUCUCUCUCUUCUUUAAUAUUUAGCAGCUUUGAUCAGAAUGUACACAAUACGUCAGCUGUCCUUUAUAGGAAGAUGAUUCAUUGUGAAAACGAAAACGAGCCGUGCCUCCUUGCGCUAAAACAGCGAAUCCUGCGCAAAAAAAAUAUAUAAAAGCCAGGUUAAUGAUUAAGCUGCCUGUAGAAGCUCUUUAUCUCCCAUGGAAAUGGAAAUGCUGCUCUCUCUCUUUCUCUCUCUCCUUGUGUGUGUGUCUCAUUAUUCCUUUGUUGGUCCAAAAAAAAAAAAAAAAAAAAAAAAUCUCCUUGGGUUCAUAACUCCUCUCUAGGACGCGGGGUAGAUUAUAAGAAAAGGACCUAAAACACCUUUUGGGACGGUGCAUUCGUAACGAGGCAUUAUUAACGUUAUUAUUUUCUAGACGGACUACCUCAUUUGGGUGGGGGGGGGGAGGAGGAGGAGAGGCAACUACUUGAUUUGGACUGGCUUUCCAAGGCGCUCGCUUCAUUUGCAUAAUUUUUCUUGUCUACGGUGACGCUCUGGUUCGGGGCAGUUCACUGGUGUCUGCAUAGUAACUGCUGAAGGAUCUCAUAGUCAAGCAUAGCCUUGGCUGACGUUAAUAUUGCCAUGAAGCCCUGUCCAUUACCCUGCGAGCAUGGGAGCAGAUAACUCUUCUUAUCGCGCUGACCCGACCGCUCGCGUCUGCUUUCGCAAUCUCGGAGAGUAAGGAGAGGGAAAAAAAAGGGGGAAAAGGGGGUCUUCUCUUGGCUCUUCCCUUUUUUUUUUUUUUUUUUUUUUUCUCCUGCGUGGUGCGCCUGCUAAUGCCUGCUUGCAUGGCAGGGCGCAGUCUGCCGCUGCUCCUUCAACCCAGUCAGCCCCGCUGCCUUUAAAACUUUUUUUUUUUUCCUUCCCCCCCUUCUCUCUUCCUCUGGAUUACUGCCUUUGAUCGAUUUCGCCGCUGAAUGAGAAAAUAUUGCCCGGCGCUCUGCAUUCAUCGUGAGAGGAUAAGGUUCACCCGAGGAGGCCAUUGGCGGAGAGGCGUCACGUGACCACGGGGUGCCAAUGUUAUUCUACGAGGGUGUCAAGACCCUGUCAGUUUCUGAAAUAAAUAUUGGGAAACGGCGAGAUGCAAAAGGCGACCUACUACGACAGCUCCGCAAUUUACAGUGGCUACCCGUAUCAAAGCGCAAAUGGCUUCGGUUAUGAUGCCAAUCAGGUCCAAUAUCCCAGGGCCUCUCAUGUGGAAAGCGAGUACCAUCGACCCGCCUGCUCCCUGCAGUCUCCCGGCGGCGGCGGCGGCGGCUCCGUGGCUCUGCAGAAGCCGGGGGAGAUGGUGGCGGAGGGCUGCGACAGGGCCAUUCAGGCGGCGCAGGCCAAGGUUCUCCCCGAAAGCAAUCACCAAGCGCCGGUGCCGGUGUCGGGCCCGCGGCCUCCCCCGUCGCAGUCCCCCGGGGGAGUCGGCCAGGACGCCAGCAACGGGUCCAGCCAGCCCGGUGCGGCCAAGAGCGGCUCCCCGACCUCCGGUACCCGCAACAAGCAGAUCUUCCCCUGGAUGAAGGAGUCCCGUCAGAACACCAAGCAGAAACCCGCCAGUAGCUCCAGCUCAGUGGAGAGUUGCCCCGGAGACAAGAGUCCUCCGGGGUCAGCAGCAUCAAAGAGGGCCCGGACGGCUUACACCAGCGCGCAGCUCGUGGAGCUGGAGAAGGAGUUCCACUUCAACCGGUACCUGUGCAGGCCCAGGAGGGUGGAGAUGGCCAACCUGCUCAACCUCACGGAGCGACAGAUCAAAAUCUGGUUCCAGAACCGACGGAUGAAGUACAAAAAGGAUCAGAAGGGUGUCGGGAUGAUGCCGUCUCCCGGCGGACAGUCUCCUCGGAGUCCAGUGGGCCCGCCAUCGGGCGGGGGCGGCGGUGGGGCGAGCGGAUACCUCAACUCUAUGCAUUCUCUUGUUAACAGUGUACAAUACGAGUCCCAGUCUCCGACCUCGUACAAUAAAACUCAUCAAAACGCGUACGGCAUGGCUACGUCAUACCCCCCACCUUUGAGCAACUCCCUCAACAGCUGCCCGCCCCCCCAGAAGAGGUACCCUGGGACGGACUCGGCCACGCCCGAGUAUGACGCGCACCACCCGCUGCACGGCAACGGCAACUACGGCACGCACAUGCAGGGCAGCCCCGUCUACGUCGGCGGAGGCUACAUCGACUCCGUACCCAGCUCCGGGGCCUCGGUUUUUGGCCUCACCCACCUCCCUCACCCGCCGCCCCCGUCCGCGAACAUGGAGUACAAUGGGGCGAUCACAAUGGGCAACAGCGGCGGUCAGCAUCACGGAGUGUGUGACCCGACGCCGACGUACACGGACUUAACGCCGCACUACUCUCAGGGAAGAAUCCAGGAAGCGCCCAAACUGACGCAUCUGUAGCAUGCGGCGCAAAGGCUGGAUCACUCCGCCCCAUUGUCUCAUCCACCUCCAGACAUACUCCCCCCCAACCCCCUGCUUUGUUUCCGCGCCUCCUCACGGCUCCCACCUUCUCCUUCUGCCCUUUUCUUUUUUUUUUUUGUUUGUUUGUGUUCUCUAUAGUUUGAUGUGUGAAGUAGCGUAGGAUAAAUAAUCACGACUUGCUUGAAUUUUCCUCUAUUUGCUUGUGUCAUUGUCUCACUUAGACCUUUAUGUACUGCGAUAAAGAGUCUAUAGCGCCGGACGGAGGGAGGAUAGAAGGGCCACAGCAUAGCAUACGCAUAGGCUUAUUUAAUCUUUUUCCUUUUUGAACCGACUUUAAAAAAAAAAAAAUCUCAAAACAGGGUAUUAUGAACACAUGUUAUUCAUUUUCAAUGUGAAGCCGUCCGUCCUUAUUUAUCCGCAAUUGAAGAAUUAUAGUUAGGUUGUUUUUUUUUGUUUUUUUUUGCAUUCUGUUGCACUUGUGUACAAAAAGAACCUUAAGAGCCAGGAGCUGGGAAUGUGAGGAGAUUGCAUUUUUAAAAAAAAAAAGGAAAGAAAAGGGUCAUGAGCUUGCACAGCCUCCCCUUUUUUGCAUUGGUUUUGUUCCAUUGGUCUUUUUAAAUGUUAUUUAUUUAGACUCCAGUAGUAUUAUUUGACACCCCCCUCCAUCUUUGUUUGCAUGGGGAGAAGGCUGGUGGAGAAUCAGCGCCAUGUUCGGCCCAUUCAUGCAGCCAUGUCACUAGAUUGCAAGCUAAUUGUUUCCAAUUUGUUUCUUUCUUAGUAUUAUUAUUAUUAUUGUUAUUAUUAUUCGAGGAGGUAUUAUUUUUGUCAGCGAAUGAGAAAGAAAUCAAUCAGUCAUGCAAAAAAAAAAGGGUGGAAAGGACACACGUUUGCAGUUUCUUUAUUGAAUAAAAGACAAAACACAUCAUCAUUUUUUUUUCUUCCUCUCGAUGUCAAACAUUCCAUGCUGCUCCAGUUCGAAGAAAUGAAUAAAAGAAUUGAAGUGAAAA
Molecule: messenger RNA, 4392 nt
Organism: Fundulus heteroclitus (mummichog)
Lineage: Eukaryota; Metazoa; Chordata; Actinopteri; Cyprinodontiformes; Fundulidae
Gene: hoxa3a
Product: homeobox A3a
Exons: 3
Coding region: 2072-3364 (430 amino acids)
Biological process (GO): regulation of transcription by RNA polymerase II
Cellular component (GO): nucleus
Molecular function (GO): RNA polymerase II cis-regulatory region sequence-specific DNA binding; DNA-binding transcription factor activity, RNA polymerase II-specific
Source: RefSeq, a predicted model, not a curated record